Messenger RNA from Thalassophryne amazonica, 2615 nucleotides. It is a transcript of the gene clcn6, whose product is annotated as chloride channel 6. Lineage: Eukaryota; Metazoa; Chordata; Actinopteri; Batrachoidiformes; Batrachoididae. Gene Ontology annotation, molecular function: voltage-gated chloride channel activity. The record is from RefSeq and is a predicted model, not a curated record. The coding region runs from base 20 to 2608 and encodes 862 amino acids. Gene Ontology annotation, biological process: transmembrane transport; chloride transport. The transcript is spliced from 23 exons. Gene Ontology annotation, cellular component: intracellular membrane-bounded organelle; lysosomal membrane.
ACAUAGCGCCACAGUGAAGAUGGCGUGUUGUGGAGGAAGAUGUUUGUGCUGCUGCACAGAAGGAGACACCCGGACCCCGGAGGAGCUGACAAUUCUCGGGGAAAUCCAUGAUGAAGAACAUGAGAUUCUCCCCAGAAAGGAUUAUGAGAGCUUGGAUUAUGACCGCUGCAUCAAUGAGCCUUAUGCAGAGGUUGUGGAUGGGAUGGACAACAAGAAAGCCAGACGAUAUGAAGCAGUGCGGUGGAUGAUGGUCUUUGCUAUUGGAGUUGCUGUUGGUUUGGUGGGCCUGUUUGUGGAUUUCUUUGUUCACCUCUUCACAGACAUCAAAUUGACACUCGUAGCUCGUUCCGUGGAAGAGUGCAAUGGGAAAGCCUGCCUCGCCCUCUCACUCCUGGAGCUCAUGGGUUUCAAUCUAACCUUUACCUUAAUCGCCAGCGUGCUGGUCCUGAUUGAGCCGCUCGCUGCAGGCUCCGGGAUCCCAGAGAUUAAAAGUUACCUCAAUGGAGUGAAGAUUCCUGGAAUAGUUCGGUUGCGAACGUUCCUGUGCAAAGCUACCGGAGUCCUUUUCACCGUGGCUGGAGGCCUGUUUGUGGGGAAGGAGGGUCCGAUGAUCCACAGCGGAGCGAUUGUGGGAGCUGGUCUUCCUCAGUUUCAGAGCAUCACCUUCAAGAAGAUCCGCUUUGAUUUCCCAUACUUCCGCAGUGACAGGGACAAGCGUGACUUUGUGUCUGCGGGUGCUGCUGCUGGAGUGGCAGCUGCCUUCGGUGCUCCAAUAGGUGGCACUCUCUUCAGUCUGGAGGAGGGCUCCUCUUUCUGGAACCAGGCCCUCACUUGGAAAGUGCUCUUUUGUUCCAUGUCGGCUGCUUUCACACUCAACUUUUUCCGUUCGGGCAUCAACUUCAACAAGUGGGGUUCGUUCCAGCUGCCUGGCCUGCUCAACUUUGGCGAGUUCAAGUGUCCAGAAGGCGAUAAGAACUGCCACCUGUGGACAGUGGAGGAACUGGCAUUCUUUGUUUUGAUGGGUGUUGUUGGUGGCCUGCUGGGGGCGCUCUUCAACUGCAUCAACAAAAGCCUCGCAAAGUAUCGCAUUCGGCACAUUCACCCCAAAGCCAGGUUCAUCAGGCUUCUGGAGAGCCUACUGGUUGCCAUGGUGACCACGGUGGUGAUAUUUGUGUCUUCUAUGACAUUGGGCGACUGUCGUGAUCUGUCCCCUGCAAACGCUGCCACCAGUAACACCACACACACUGGCAGCGAGGGCAUCAACUCCACCAUCCGGCAGUUCUUCUGCAACAACAAGACCUAUAACGACAUGGCCACGCUGUUCUUCAACCCGCAGGAGGCCGCCAUCUACCAGCUUUUUCACCAGGACGGUACUUUCAGCCCAGUCACUCUCUCAGUCUUCUUCCUGCUCUACUUCCUGUUGGCCUGUUGGACCUACGGCACGUCGAUACCCAGCGGACUCUUCGUCCCUUCCCUGCUCUGUGGGGCUGCGUUCGGACGUCUGGUUGCCAACGUGCUGAACAUAAAUGUGGGGAUGGACGUCUACGCUGGGACCUUCGCUCUCAUUGGAGCAGCCGCUUUCCUGGGGGGUGUGGUCAGAAUGACCAUCAGUCUGACGGUCAUCCUGAUUGAAUCCACCAAUGAAAUCACGUAUGGACUGCCCAUCAUGAUCACACUGAUGGUGGCCAAGUGGACCGGAGAUUUGUUCAACAAAGGCAUCUAUGACAUCCACAUCAACCUGAAAGGUGUGCCGCUGCUGGAGUGGGAGACAGAGGUGGAGAUGGAUAAGUUAAGAGCCAGUGAUAUCAUGGAGCCCAACCUAACCUACGUGUACCCUCAUACCCGGGUGCAGUCUCUGGUCAGCAUCCUGCGCACCACUGUCUACCAUGCCUUCCCUGUGGUCACUGAAAACCGGCAGAAUGAGCAGGACUUCAUGAAGGGCAAUAUCCUGGUCAGCAAUAACAUUCACUUUAAGAAAUCCAAUAUUGUAUCCCGGGCGGGGGAGCAGCGGCGUCGGUGUCAGUCCAUGAAGUCAUAUCCAUCCAGUGAGCUGAGAAAUGUCUGUGACGAGCAAAGUGUUGCUGUGGAGCCAACUGACGAGGGGGAGGACCUGCUGCAGCAGAUGUUGGAUAGGAGGCAUGCUCCUUAUCCAAACCUGUAUCCUGACCAGUCCCCCAGUGAGGAGUGGACCUUGGAGGAACGCUUCAGACCGCUCACAUUCCACGGUCUCAUCCUGCGCUCCCAGCUGGUCAACCUGCUCAUCAGAGGGGUGUGCUAUGCAGAAAACCAGUCGAGCGCCUCUCAGCCCAGACUGUCCUAUGCAGAGAUGACCGAAGAUUAUCCACGAUAUCCAGACAUCCAUGACUUGGAUCUGGCUCUGCUCAACCCCCGCAUGAUAGUGGACAUCACCCCUUACAUGAACCCAUGUCCAUACACGGUGUCGCCAAACACCUAUGUCUCCCAGGUCUUCAAUCUGUUCAGGACCAUGGGCCUGCGGCACCUCCCAGUGGUCAACGCUGUGGGAGAAAUUGUUGGAAUAAUCACGAGACAUAAUCUAACCCACGAGUUCCUUGUGGCCAAACUACGACAGCAUUACAUCUCCAUUUGAACCAUCC